This is a messenger RNA of Cladophialophora psammophila CBS 110553, 975 nucleotides long. RefSeq lists its product as uncharacterized. The record is from RefSeq and is a predicted model, not a curated record. NCBI's taxonomy places the organism in Eukaryota, Fungi, Ascomycota, Eurotiomycetes, Chaetothyriales, Herpotrichiellaceae. The transcript has 2 exons. Gene Ontology annotation, biological process: lipid metabolic process. Gene Ontology annotation, molecular function: phosphoric diester hydrolase activity. Bases 1 to 975 code for a protein of 324 amino acids.
AUGGUCUCUUCACUCUUACUGCUCGCCCUUCCUCUGGCACUGCAAUCCAAUGCUGCAGCACUGCCCCCUUCGGCACAGGCAACGGGCCUGGACAUCAGUAACACUCUCCAAAACAUUCUGGCCAACACGCAAAAGAGCGAUGGCUACAGCUAUCCAACAGAUCUGACAAGAGGAAUUGUGCCGAAGCCAAUCCACUCGCACAACGACUACUGGCGCGACGUUCCUUUCUAUUCAGCCCUCUCCGUAGGCUGUGCCUCAGUCGAGGCCGAUGUCUGGCUCUACAACAACACCCUCUACGUUGGCCAUGAACAAUCUGCUUUGACACCUGCCCGGACACUCGACUCCCUCUACAUCCAACCCAUCCUGGAUACCAUCCAACGACAAAACCCGUCAUCGCCGUUUGUCACUUCAUCCGCCAAAAAUGGCGUCUACGACACAGCCUCAGGUCAAACUCUCCUUCUGUUUAUCGACCUCAAGACCGACGGCCCAACCACGUGGCCUGCCGUUGUCAGUGCCCUUGAACCCCUUCGCAGCCCGGGCUACCUCACCACGUUCAAUGGCACGGGCGUCACCGUCGGCCCAGUCACCGUCAUCGGCACCGGCAACACGCCGCUGAACCAGAUCCAGCCGCUCCACGAACGCGACUACUUCUUCGACGCCCAUCUGGACCUGCUGAACUCGACCGAAUCCAACAUCACCGCAGCAGUCUCGCCCGUGGCAUCGACCGAUUUUGCCGCGCAAUUCGGCCCCAUGAACGGCACCACGUUCAAUUCCACCCAACUGGAGACUCUGAUCAGCCAGAUCGAGGUGGCCAAGUCCAAGGGCAUCUUGGCGCGCUACUGGGACACGCCGGCCUGGCCGAUCAGCACGCGGAAUGCGGUGUGGGCGACCUUGCUCGAGCAAGGUGUCGGACUGUUGAAUGCGGAUGACUUGCCAGCGGCUGCGGGCUUUGGCGCUUAUUAUGGGAUGUGGUGA